Messenger RNA from Closterium sp. NIES-67, 1170 nucleotides. The record is from the annotation of a GenBank genome assembly. NCBI's taxonomy places the organism in Eukaryota, Viridiplantae, Streptophyta, Zygnematophyceae, Desmidiales, Closteriaceae.
GUCAGCAUGGGAGGGAUUUCUCUGCUCGUCUGUCACUCUGCAUUCCUCUCUGCCUGUUGCCUACGUUCUUUGCGUGUCGCCGUCUUGCAAGCGACUCCUUCGCUGAUUAUUUCGGCUUCGCUCAGGCUCUUUCGCCGCCCUCUUCGCCAUCUCGUCGUUCCUUCGCGAAUUCAAUUAUUAGCUCUGAAAUAGUUCCAAUAUCGGAUCGUCAGGCGUCCGCCAUGUCUCACUCCGGCUCGUGCUCCCACGAUCACGACUGCAGCGACCAUGAUUGCGGGGCUGGAUUCUCGCUCUACAAGAGCGUCGACCUCCCAAAGGUGCGAGCAUUGAACGAGGCAGUGGAGGGAAGUGCCAAGGGCGUGUUCAGAAGCUGGGAAGAGCGGAUGACGUUUCCAAGUCAACCACUGGACAGCAAUGAGGAUGAUCCAGAGCUCAUCCUCUUCAUCCCGUUCACAACGGAUGUAAAGAUCAAGAGCAUCGCCAUCAUUGGUGGAGCAGACGGGUCAAGCCCUUCCAAGAUGCGAGCCUUUAUCAAUCGUGAGGACGUUGAUUUCUCUGUGGUUAAUGAUCUUACUCCAGUGCAGGAAUGGAAUUUAGCAGAGAAUCUCCGCGGGGAGCUUGAGUAUACCACCAAGUACUCCAAAUUCCAGGGCGUGUCGUCCCUCACCCUCCACUUCCCUUCCAAUUUCGGGGGUGAUUUCUCGCGGAUCUACUUCAUUGGACUCAAGGGGGAGGCCACUCAGAACAAUCGGCGGGCAGUGGCAGCAGUGGUGUAUGAGGCACAAGCCAACCCCAGCGACCAUGAGGUUCCUGCGGACAUGGGAGUUCCCAAGGUGCUCCAUCACUAGGUGUACAGUGUACACAUGUUAGUGUUUUGUACAGCGGCGUCUCUUCUGUCGGCGCAACAGGCAGCAGCCGCCUGUGUGCAGCUGUACCAUGUGGGCAUAUGUAGGUAUCCUCGGUUGUCAUGUCACAAUGUAAGCUGUAAGCUGGUUCAUUUCAACACCUUCACGGCUCAGGGUGUGGAGUACAUGUGUAUACUACUGAUGGUGCGAUGUGCUGUAUAAAUGCAUCCAAAUCGCCAGAUCACAAAGUUGGAACUCGAUAUAGGAUGAAGCAAGUGUACAUAACGAUUUCAAUAGUUAUGUACUUGGUUUGUCAAUUUAAUCA